Tarenaya hassleriana is the source of this 446-nucleotide messenger RNA. RefSeq names its product DNA-directed RNA polymerases II, IV and V subunit 12. Gene Ontology annotation, molecular function: DNA binding; zinc ion binding; DNA-directed RNA polymerase activity. The record is from RefSeq and is a predicted model, not a curated record. Gene Ontology annotation, cellular component: RNA polymerase III complex; RNA polymerase II, core complex; RNA polymerase I complex. The transcript is spliced from 4 exons. Bases 97 to 252 code for a protein of 51 amino acids. Lineage: Eukaryota; Viridiplantae; Streptophyta; Magnoliopsida; Brassicales; Cleomaceae. Gene Ontology annotation, biological process: DNA-templated transcription.
UCAAACCCCCGUCCCUCUCUUUCCUCUCUGUCUCUUUCGAAUUUUCUCAAAAGCCCUAACUCCUGCGCAACACCGAUUUUAUUUUAUUUGGGUAGCAUGGAUCCACAGCCCGAACCCGUUACGUACAUCUGCGGAGACUGUGGUCAGGAAAACACCUUGAAGACGGGGGAUGUGAUCCAAUGCCGGGAGUGUGGGUAUCGCAUCCUGUACAAGAAGCGUACUCGUAGAAUUGUCCAAUACGAAGCUCGCUGAGAACAACCACUCCAAAAGGUUACUCAAAAGAUGGGUGAAGACUUUUUUUUGUUCUUUUGUCGUCUUUGACCUAUCUUUAAGACCGUCAUCUGUUUCAGAAAUCCUGUCUUGUCUUGGCAUGAAUUAUAGCACAGAGAAUUUCCAACUGCCUUCACAUUGCUGCCACCAGUAGGCUGGUAGUUUUCCACACCAUC